AUGCCUUGUAUUAAUAAGUUAUACCAAAUAGCGACAUUUAAUACCAGCGUAAGCAGUUGCUUAAAUCAGAGACUACACACGAACUCAGCUAGAACUUUAUCCAGAAAUUUCUUUUUUUUUCCGGAUCAACCAAACUUCGAAGAAAUAUCAACAUUCAGAGAAAUUUUGUUUAUGAUAUUCAUGUGUAUGUCUCAGCUAAUAACCCAGGCGGCGGUGGCACAAACCAUGAACACUUCUAUCCAAAUAAGUGAAACAUUUAACGUUGGCGAUCAACCUGGUGAAAUUUCUUGGUUUUCUGCAGCAUUUUCCAUGACUGUUGGUACUUUUAUUUUAAUUUCAGGAAGAAUAGGUGAUAUGUAUGGAUAUAAGAAGUUAUUCAUAAUUGGGUAUGUGUGGUUUGGAGUAUUUUCAUUGAUGUGUGGAUUUGCAGGGUUAACUACAUCUACUGUAUUUUUCGAUAUUAUGAGAGCAUUUCAAGGUAUUGGACCGGCCAUAAUGAUGCCCAAUACACAAGCAUUAAUUGGAUCAUUCUACCCUGAGUCGAAAAAGAAAAAUAUAUGUAUGGCCUGUUUUGGCGCAGUUGCUCCACUGGGAUUCAUUCUUGGUGCACUUUUCAGUGGGCUUUUCACCGUCAAAGUUUGGUGGGCUUGGUCAUUCUGGGUAUGUGGGAUAAUAGGUAUUGCCCUUGCAGUUGCUGCUUUUUGGGUUAUCCCCAAGAGAAUAGGCGUCAAGUCUCAAGGUUCAUUUGAUUACUUGGGCUCAAUUUUCGGUGUAAGUGGGUUAAUAUUUAUUAAUUUUUCCUUUAACCAAGGUCCAAAUGUUGGAUGGGAGAAACCUUAUGUUUAUGUACUUUUGAUUGUGGGGUUCUUGUGCAUAGGUGUAUUUUACUUUGUUGAAACCAAAGUAAAGGAUCCUUUAGUUCCUCCAUCAGUUUUGAAAGGAGAUACUGGGUUUAUAUUAGGAUGUAUUGCUGCUGGUUGGUCAUGUUUUGGGAUUUGGCUAUUCUAUAUGUUCAGAUGGGCUCUACUAGUUGACGAAUCUGGCCCCAUUAUGGCAGCCGUACUUAAUAUAACAACUGGUCCAAUGGGAUUCAUAGCUGCUAUUGGAACUGCUAUUUUAUUAACUAAAAUUCCUUCAGCGGUGGUUAUGUUUUUAGCCAUGAUAGCGUUCCUUGUCGGGAGUGUUCUCAUGGGAACUAGACCAGUGGGACAAAUAUACUGGGCGCAAAAAUUUGUUAGUUUGAUCAUUCAACCAUUGGGAAUGGAUAUGUCGUUUCCUGCUGCUUGUAUAUUGUUAAGUUCGGCCUUGCCUAGACGACAACAAGGAAUUGCUGGCUCUUUAGUGUCUACCUUUGUCAACUAUUCUAUUUCCAUAGGGUUGGGAUUUGCAGGUACAGUAGAACGUUAUACUACGUUACAUAUGGAGCCAGGACUUCCCACCACUAUUCAUGGCAUGAGAAAUGCAUUCUAUAUGGGUAUGGGGUUGGCUGGAUUGGGUGUUGUUCUUUCUACCGUAUUUAUAUUUAUUCAAUUGAGAAAUAGGUCUAGAAAUACGAUUGUUGAAGAGGAGUCAAUUAAAAGUGAAUCCGGUGGUGAUUCUGAAGUUCAACCGUUCCAUUAA
Messenger RNA from Spathaspora passalidarum NRRL Y-27907, 1620 nucleotides. RefSeq lists its product as uncharacterized. Gene Ontology annotation, cellular component: membrane. Lineage: Eukaryota; Fungi; Ascomycota; Pichiomycetes; Serinales; Debaryomycetaceae. Gene Ontology annotation, biological process: transmembrane transport. The transcript has 2 exons. The record is from RefSeq and is a predicted model, not a curated record. Gene Ontology annotation, molecular function: transmembrane transporter activity. Bases 1 to 1620 code for a protein of 539 amino acids.